This is a messenger RNA of Erigeron canadensis, 2424 nucleotides long. Its product is annotated as two-component response regulator-like APRR5. Gene Ontology annotation, biological process: cytokinin-activated signaling pathway; phosphorelay signal transduction system. Bases 94 to 1929 code for a protein of 611 amino acids. Gene Ontology annotation, molecular function: protein binding. The record is from RefSeq and is a predicted model, not a curated record. NCBI's taxonomy places the organism in Eukaryota, Viridiplantae, Streptophyta, Magnoliopsida, Asterales, Asteraceae. The transcript is spliced from 6 exons.
AAAAAAACACAUUUUGUAUUCAUUACAAACAAAAACACACACAGCCUUUUUCUCUUUUCUUUUGAAGAUAAAAAAAAAAAUCUAAUAUUGAUUAUGGGUGAAGUGUUGAUGAGUGGAAAGAUAGCGGAUAUUCCGGAGAUGAAAACAAGGAGUGAAGACAAGAUACAUGAUGGUGGCGGGCAAGAAUCGCCCGCCACCACCGCGGCCACUAACAACAACGAUGACGUUGUUGUUAGAUGGGAAAAGUUUUUACCAAAAAUGGUUCUUAGAGUGUUGUUAGUUGAAGCUGAUGACUGUACCCGCCAUAUUAUCACCGCCCUUCUUAGAAAAUGCAGCUAUAAAGUUGCUGCUGUAUCUGAUGGUUUAAAGGCAUGGGAGGUACUAAGACAAAAAUCCGAUAGCAUCGAUUUAAUACUGACGGAAGUCGAGUUGCCAUCGAUAUCGGGUUUUGCUCUGCUCACUUUGAUUAUGGAGCAUCAGGCCUGCAAGAACAUUCCUGUUAUAAUGAUGUCGGCAAAUGAUUCGGUCAGCACUGUUUACAAGUGUAUGCUCACGGGAGCUGCUGACUUUUUAGUCAAACCUGUUAGAAAGAAUGAGUUGAAAAACUUAUGGCAACAUGUCUGGAGGCGACAAGCUUCAGCAAAUGGUGGUAAUGAGCAGCAACAAGAAAGUGAUGCACAACAGAAAGAAGAGGCGACUGCUGAAAACAACGCCACUAGCAUUCGUUCUAGUGGUUACAUCGCUUGCAUAAAAAGAAAUAGGGAAUGUAUCGAAAAAGGAAGUGAUGCACAGAGCUCGUGCACGAAACCAGAUACGGAGGCUGAUGUACCAACUAUGGAACAACCAACCGACCACAGAGACACCCAAGAGGCUAAUGGAUUGGUGACCCAACCGAAUGAGCCAGAGGGAAAUCUGACUAAUGCCGAGAUAAGUGGUCAAGGAAAUAAUACGACAAUAGAUGUCAGAUGGGAACAAGCUAAUGCGGUUGGUAAUACUUCAAGGGAAGCCAUUGACUUGAUUGGGUCAUUUGACAGUUACCCGAAACCUAGUCUUAUAAGUUCAUUAAACUAUGGGGGAAAUAAGGUGGAUCAUCCUACACCAAUGUUAGAUCUUUCACUCAAAAGAUCUCAUCCAAGUAGCUCGGUAAAUCAGUUUAGUGAUGACAGACACAGAUUGAAGCCGUCUGAUGUGUCAGCAUUCUCGCGAUACAUAAAUAGAACACAGCCGCCGUUAACGUCAGGAUCUGCUAGCAUUUGCAAUCAACAAAAAGAUUCUGAAAUCAAGAAUCCUGUUGAAUAUAUGUCGGAUACACAUAGUGCACCAGUCGGUAGUUCCCAACAUAAUAGGAUCAGUCAACACGGACAAACGGAAAGCCUGGGUCAAACUCAAAGUCAAUUCCCUUCACCUAGGGAAAGCAUGUUUCCAGUUCCAGGUCUAGUAAGAGGUAUAAGAUUAGAGAACACGUUGCCCCCUCCCUUUUGUGUACAACCGAACGUGGCUCAAAUGCAGAGUCCCUCUUCAUCGGGCCAUCAUGAACAAUCCUUGUUUCAAGCACACCCGUAUCACAUGUCCAACCCUGAAGCAAGAAAUGAAUCUGCAGAGAUGCAUAAUGCAACAGAAGCACUCGAAGAUCAUAGUGGAAGUAGCAGUUUCUAUACCGGUGGGACAUUAACCCGUCUCAAUAGUAUAGGUAGUGGAAGCAAUGGAAAUAAUAGUCAUCGAUCUAUGCAAAGAGAAGCCGCCUUAAACAAAUUCAGAAUGAAGAGGAAAGACAGAUGCUUUGAUAAAAAGGUCCGAUAUGAAAGCAGAAAGAAACUAGCAGAGCAGAGACCGCGGGUAAAAGGGCAGUUUGUUCGCCAGGGGCAAACAAGUAACCCUUCACUUAUGGAAGUUGAUACAGAAUUAGCUAGCAUAAAAACUACAGCAUGAUAGUUACACGAGAUGGUGAUGACAUAUUUCACUUCUAUAUACAGUUUCCAGAGUUCUAAGAACAUUGAAGAAUCUAAUGUGAAGUUUUCAAUCAAGAUCAUCAGUACUGGAUUGUAAAUUUUGUAAUAUAGAGGUAGUAAUGUUGUUUUAGCCUUUGAUCAUACAAACGGACUUACUGCAUGUACUAGGUUUAGUAGGCAAUUGGUGGUUGUAACAUUUUCCCAUAGUUCUGACUUCUGACUACAAACGGUAGAUGAAUUCAUUCAUUGCUCGGUGACCCUUUUUCCCUUAAUCUUCCUAAUCUGGAUCAUUGGUGAAGUUUGUUUGGAUCGGGAACCACUCACUGAAAUGUAGAACUAGGGUUAAUGAGGAACUUGAUACUGUGGUUAAGCUUUGAUAAUCAAGUUAAAUAGAGUACUCGAAUGCCAAUUGUAUUUGAGAGUAUAUUGAUGUAAAUUGUAUAGCUUCAAAUGAAAUAUGGUUCUUUUAUUUCUA